CUGGAAAGAAAAGUGCCAUGCACGCGCAUCGCGGCGCCACCUUGCUCUGCCUCAGCCUUACAUGUAGCAGUAUCCUCCAGCUUAGGAAGGUGAACCGACCUCUUUAGGAGCAUAUUCUUAGACCAGCCUGAGUUUUGCCUGCCCUACGAGCAGCCACAAAUCGUGGCUCACCCCAGUUCUGGCUCUCAACCUUCCAUGCCUCAGCUGCUGCAGAAGGACUGUGAUUCAUCCAUCCAGUAGUCAGAUAUCGGGCCUGACUUGUUAAGUUUCUACCUUGAUAUAGACGUGAUAUCUUUGAUAUAUUGAUAUACCCCUUUUUGUUUGAUCUUGCCGGUCAUCGCUAGCCCGUACAAGCACCGUAAACGACGACGAGCAAAUCUCGUCUUCCGAUCGGUGACAAUAUGUCACAAACGUCAGGGCAACCACCGUUACCGCCACAGCCUACUAGAAGUUAUGUCAACAAGGAGAGCAUGACUGCCAUUGGGGUCCUCUUCCCCACCUUGGCCAUUCUCAUGCUCGGAGUGCGCGUCUAUGGAUUCUGGUGGCAUUCCUCCCGAGGCAUCGCCGUCGACGACGUUUUCGUCGUGCCCGCCGCGUUCUUAAGCGUAGCGGCCGGCGUUGCUCUCGUCGUCGGAGCACAAACGAACAUCAUCGGUGGACACUCGUAUCCAACCAUCGCUCGCGCUGAACAACUCGCCCUCGGCAAGUUCGAGUACGCCUUUUGGAUCGGCCACGUGUUGGCCAUCGGCUUCAUCAAGUUGACUCUACUGUUUUUGUUUCGCGCCUUGUUCAAAGGCCGGUCCGAGAGAACAGCAUUCGAUAUCUCCAACUGGAUCCUCAUCAUCCUGGUAACCCUCUGGACCGUGGCCUUUCUCUUCCUCGAGAUCUUUGCAUGCGGGGCGAGGCCAGCUGCGAGCUGGGAGAGCCUUGAGUCACUGCGGACCAAGUGCAUGGACACGUGGGCCCUAAUGGCUGCCUGCGCUACUAUCAGCUGGGUCCUCGACCUCGCCAUCUUUAUCGAGCCGCUCGUCAUGAUCCGGACGCUCAACAUGAAGUUUAAGAGAAAGAUCCAGGCAUCUGUCGUUUUCCUAUUCAGUUUCUUCGCUGUCAUUGCUGGGCUCUUGAGGAUGAUCCCCUGGCUUCAGAUCUUCACCCAGGGCACCACAAAUCCGUUAGUCAGGGUCUUAGCCACAGAUCUGUCAAUCCUCGACCAGCAGGGGAUUGCCUCCAUCGUCCUGUUUUGGACCUAUAUGGAGAUCGGAAUUGGAUUCCUGAUCUCCUGUGUCCCACGAAGCGCCUGGGUGCUCGAUAGGUUCUCCCUCGCCACCCUCAGCCCUCUCUUUUCCAAGCUCCGCUCCUUCACUUCCGUAACCUCCUUGUCUGGGCGUUCUGGAUCCAAGGUCGACCAGACCUCGCGCACCUGGGAGACCAAGACCAAGGGUGGCGACCAUUCCCAGCGCGACCUCAUAUCAGGGGUUCCGCCAAAGACAUCGUAUAGCCAGCCUUCAUUUGACGACAUCCCCCUGGCUACCAUGCCAGAACAGAAUCGUCGGUCUUGAAAACUGAUUCCCGUUUGGCUCCCGAUGCUCGGGUAGAGUUUUAUUAUUGCUCGUUUCUAGGUUAGUUGUGAUGUAUUAUUAGCGUAAGACAAAAACGACCUUUAAAACACA
Chaetomium fimeti is the source of this 1670-nucleotide messenger RNA. RefSeq lists its product as uncharacterized. The transcript has 6 exons. Lineage: Eukaryota; Fungi; Ascomycota; Sordariomycetes; Sordariales; Chaetomiaceae. The coding region runs from base 402 to 1559 and encodes 385 amino acids. The record is from RefSeq and is a predicted model, not a curated record.